CCUCGGCUAGCAGAGAAAUACUGCGUUUGCCACCUGGCUACUGGAGACAUGCUGAGGGCCAUGGUGGCUUCAGGCUCCGAGCUCGGCAAGAGGCUUAAGGAGACGAUGGAUUCUGGCAAACUGGUCAGCGAUGAGAUGGUCGUGGAGCUCAUAGAGAAGAACCUUGAGUCGCCGGCCUGCAGGAACGGAUUCCUGUUGGAUGGAUUCCCCCGAACGGUCAAACAAGCAGAGAUGCUGGAUGACUUGUUGGACAAGAGAGACGAGAAGCUGGACUCUGUGAUCGAGUUCUCCGUCGAUGAUUCUCUGCUGGUUCGCAGGAUCUGUGGCAGACUAAUUCAUCAGCCGAGCGGCCGCUCCUACCACGAGGAGUUCAACCCCCCCAAAGAGUCCAUGAAGGAUGACGUGACGGGUGAGCCACUGAUCCGCCGCAGCGAUGACAACGAGAACACCCUGCGCUCGCGCCUGGAAGCCUACCACCGGCAGACGUCCCCUCUGGUGCAGUACUACAGUGCCAGGGGUCUGCACACGGCCGUCGACGCUGCCCAGAGCCCAAACGUCGUCUUCGCCUCCAUCGUAGCCGCGUUCUCCGCCGCCACGGAAAUGCCCGCUCGUGCCACAGCCUCUGGUUGAGUUCAGAGCUGCUUCAUGCCCACAGAGGCGAAGGACUGGAGCUGGCAAACAGCUCAGGUGGGCAGAAAAACGGAGGGGAGGGGCAGGCAAUAAGAGGGGACUCCUUAGACUGAAUAAGUUAAGGUUGUUUUGGGGUUUUUGUUGCACAUUUCUAUUUCAAGUAGAUCAUGACAGGAAUAAACAAAGCCAUCUUGUUGUCACAAUCCUCAUGUUUUCCCUUCUAAUAAAUUUCCUGCUUUUCUACAAUCAUCAAA
Molecule: messenger RNA, 884 nt
Organism: Pundamilia nyererei
Lineage: Eukaryota; Metazoa; Chordata; Actinopteri; Cichliformes; Cichlidae
Gene: ak2
Product: adenylate kinase 2
Exons: 6
Coding region: 49-630 (193 amino acids)
Biological process (GO): nucleobase-containing compound metabolic process
Molecular function (GO): ATP binding; AMP kinase activity
Source: RefSeq, a predicted model, not a curated record